AUGUAUGUACCUACUCUGUGCCAGUGGAAGAUAGUAUCAGACUGUGAUACCUCGAGCAAAUGUUUACAUCUGUGCAGUAUCUUUCAAUGUAAUUAUAUCCUAACACAAAUAGAAUGCAUGAUGCCGUGUUCCUGGAAUUGUUAUCUGACCUAUGCAUACGCAAUAUGCUCAUGCAGGUUCCAGUCCGUGGCAUACCUUCAGCAAAUCUGGUGGUUUGAAGUGGUUGGGGAGCUCGAUUUCUGCUUCCCCGUGGGAACCUACAGUUUAUACUUCAGGGUUCAUCUUGGGAAGUUCAGCAAGCGGUUUGGACGCCGUGUGUGCAGCACCGAGAACGUCCACGGCUGGAACAAGAAGCCGGUGCGCUUCCAGCUCUCCACCUCGGACGGCCAGAAUGCAUUAUCUCAAUGCUACCUGGAUGAGCCCGGGAGCUGGGUUCUGUACCAUGCAGGCGAUUUUGUUUCCACGAAUCCUGGCCAGGCACUGAAGCUGAAGUUCUCGAUGGCGCAGAUCGACUGCACGCACACGAAAGGCGGCCUGUGCGUCGACUCGGUGCUUGUGUAUCCCAAGGGCUUUCAGCAAGAGAAGGUGGUGACCGGCAAGAUCUCGGAGAUGCGAUCGUCGUCGUAG
This is a messenger RNA of Triticum turgidum subsp. durum (durum wheat), 627 nucleotides long. Lineage: Eukaryota; Viridiplantae; Streptophyta; Magnoliopsida; Poales; Poaceae. The record is from the annotation of a GenBank genome assembly.